AAGAAAAGAAAAAAUAAACUGGCUUCCUUCAACACGUCAUGCAUUUUCAAAACUCCGUGAUUAUGCUCCUGCCGUACUCACCACUAGAAAUUCUCUUCUCCCUCUACCUACGUGGUUCAUUCAAUGCCUAUGCCUCAAAUCCAGCGUUAGCUCUUGUGUCUUCCCUCCUGUACACUACCCUUCCUUCAAGGUGGACACCUCUCCUUAAACUUAACUCAGUCAUUGCGCUUCACACACUGAAUUGCCAUUGUUUUUUGAGAUAUCUUUCCCUUGUUAGAGUGAAAGCUCUUAGGAAUCUGAUUCUCUAAGUGCUUGGCUCAUAGUAAGCACCCAGUAAAUAUUUGUUGAGUUCCGACUUCUACUACUCGGCAUAUUUGCCCAUUUCUAAUUUCUGACUAUUUUUAGUUAGGUUAUCAGCAGAAUAAUAAAAGUCCCUAUGGACUGAGUACUUAAAUAGUUCUAGAUUGUUACUGAGUAACUCCACACACACCCCUCCCCUAAUAGGAAUACUGAUAAUAAAUAUUUAGCAGCAUGGGGAAAAAAAAAUCAAGGAGUCAUUUGGAAGCCAGAGGGACAUGUCUUAAUGUUUGCACAUUCCAGAUUUAUUUUCUGAUGACCCAAAAUAGACCCCAGGUUCAUCCAGAAAUUCCUUAGACAUCAUCAGAUAUCUGGGGGGGGGGGUGCGUGUGUGGGGUUGGGAGUCAUAGAUCUAGUCUAUUUCCACUUGUGCAAACUACUUGGCACACAGUGGUGGGUCUGACUUGGGAUCACAUCCUGGCUGGACCACUUACUGUCUGUGGGAACUUGUUAUCUCUAUGAGCCUCAAUUUCUUUCAGAUCUAGGAGGACAAUACUUAUUUGGAAGGGUUGUGUGGUGACUAAAUAUUACAUGUGUAAAGUAUCUAGAGGUCUGGCACUUGGUAGGUAUUUAAUAGGUGUCAGUUAUUAUAAUUUGCAAAUAAUGGGUAAGGUGAUGAUCUGAGGAAUGUAUUACCAUUGAAUAAACUAUUACUAGAUCCAGACAUGCAGGGGCAAGUCAGUUUAGAAUUCAAAGAUCUGCUUUGCAUAGUCAUUUUUGUUUAAUGGCUGUCAAAAUAAAUGCCUAGUGAUGUUUAUAAUGUGACCUAAUAAAGGCCUCCGAGGGUUUUUCCAGUUCUCACUGUUAGGAUUUUUUCUUAUAAUAGUCCCCUACUUUCCUGCUUUGAUGUGUAAGCCUACCUCAGGAGAGCCCCUAGCCCUCCCCACAGGCACCCUGAACAGUAUCCUGCCUGAGGCGUUUGGUAAAUUCUGGGCUCACUUUUCCUUUGUUCUCCCCUGCCUGACUCCCUGCCUCCGAGGUCUUGUCCUCUGGGGAGAUAAGUGUUCUGCCAGCCUGCUUGUGUGCCUGGCCUGUUUUUUCUCACUGCCAGUACCUCUUGGAUUCCAAUUCCAAACAUGGUAUCCAUCUGGGGUCACCCUUUCUUCCGGUGCCAAGAGAGACGCAUUCCAAAUGGAACACAAGUGUGCCUCCCGUGCUGGGCUCUCCUCAUUCUGGUUGGGGACAACAGAGCAGGAUGUGGCCACUUUAUCCCUCACAGCUAAAGUUUUCAGCCCCUGAGUCCUAGCUUUGCCUCGGGACACGUUAGCUUUUCUGCUGAGAGCCAAAUGUGAAGACUGUCCUAAGAAACCUGGAGCCGAGUCAGCUCGCCAGAGCUCUGCGGACAGGGCCAGAGCCUUGCUGAAGGAAAGAGAGAGGGGAAAACAAAUUUAAAAAUCCUCCAUGAAGUGUACUAUGCUCUGCCGUUUAUUCCCAAAGCUCCUGGAAGCAUUCCUCUCAGGAAAGGUGGGCUUGGUGGCGAGAAGCCGGACGUGAGAAGACUCCUGGGAGGACCGAUUAAUCCACUUUCUGAAUUUCCUCUGUGGGGACAGUCUCCGAGCCCUGCAAGGCUUUGGGGCGCCCUGAAGAUGAGUGCUAACAGCAGCACCAUGAGCCAGCUAAUCUGGCAGGGCCCCGUGUGCGUUGGCUGGAAGCGGGACCUGGAAGGGGCCGUCUACCAUCUGGCCAACUGCUUCUUGCUCCUGGGCUUCAUGGGGGGCAGCGGGGUGUAUGGAUGCUUCUACCUCUUCGGCUUCCUGGGCACGGGCUACGUGUGCUGCGUGAUGUGGGGUUGGUUGGAUGCUUGUGGCCUGGACCUCAUCCUCUGGAGCUUCCUGCUGGCCACAGCCUGCCUGCUCCAGCUGGCAUACCUGAUACACCGGCUGCGCAGGCGCGCCCUCCCCGAGGAGUUCGACGUCCUCUACAAGACGCUGUAUCUACCCCUGCAGGUGCCUCUGCAGGUGUACAAGGAGAUUGUUCACUGCUGUGAGGCGCAGGUCUUGACGCUGGCCACUGAGCAGACUUACGCUGUGGAGGGCGAGACCCCCAUCAACCGCCUGUCCCUGCUCCUCUCCGGCCGAGUUCGUGUGAGCCAGGAUGGGCAGUUUCUUCACUACAUCUUCCCUUACCAGUUCAUGGACUCUCCAGAGUGGGAAUCUCUGCAGCCCUCUGAGGAGGGUGUGUUCCAGGUCACUCUGACUGCCGAGACCCCAUGUAGCUACAUUUCCUGGCCCCGGAAAAGUCUCCACCUUCUUUUGACCAAAGAGCGAUACAUUUCCCAACUCUUCUCAGCCCUGCUGGGCUAUGACAUCUCAGAGAAGCUCUACGCUCUCAAUGACAAGCUCUUUGCCAAGUUUGGGCUGCGCUUCGACAUCCGUCUCCCCAGCCUCUACCAUGUCCUGGGUCCCGCAGCCUCGGAUACAGGGCCUGAGUCUGAGAAGGAUGACGAGGAAGCUCGUGAACCAGCCUUGCGCACAUCCACCCAGCAAACACCCCCUUGCUCUCCUCUUCCAACGGCCACCAGCCCUUCUGCACCUCCUUCCCGGGCCAGGUUGUCCCGACCCGACAGCGGCAUCCUGGCUUCUAGAACUCCUCUCCACAGUUACUCUCAAGCUAUGUCCAGAGGACAGGCCCCCUUGGCUCCAACCCACACUCCUGAACUUUAAGGAUCCAUGGACUGUCUUUUUCUCUGGCCACACAAAUCUUUACAGGAAGCUCACUGGAGUGCACACCCCGUCUUACCCACUGGAGGGCUCACAGGCCAGGUCCAGGCAGGCUCAGGAGACAUCGGUGCUACAGCGACACGAGGGCCCCCUGCAACUUGCAGAAAUUUGCCCUCACCAGCCUUCCUUCCAGGAGGAGGCACGCAGAAGUGCAAAAACACUGAUUACAUCCUUCACAAACUGCAGAAUCUUGGGCAAGUUCCACAGGCUCUCUGAGCCUCCCCUGUAAAGUUGGGACUCAGAAAACCCAUCUCACAAGGUUGUUGUGAGCAUCAGAUGAGAUGACUUAGGUAAUGCACCUCAGACAUGGCGUGGCACCUUGCGAGCACUCAAUAAAUCACUCCAUUUAUUUUCC
Messenger RNA from Mustela erminea (ermine), 3432 nucleotides. It is a transcript of the gene POPDC2, whose product is annotated as popeye domain containing 2. The coding region runs from base 1944 to 3020 and encodes 358 amino acids. The record is from RefSeq and is a predicted model, not a curated record. Gene Ontology annotation, molecular function: cAMP binding. The transcript has 4 exons. Lineage: Eukaryota; Metazoa; Chordata; Mammalia; Carnivora; Mustelidae. Gene Ontology annotation, cellular component: sarcolemma.